AUGCAGACCAAAACGGACCAGCAAGUCACACGAAGCAUGGAGGCCUCAGAUACUCUCACCGAUGGCAGAGCAUGGCUUGCUGCUCAAAGUCGAUACACGCCGUACUACCUCCUCUUUGUCCUGCUCAUUGGGCUUGCCCUCGGCUCUAUCGCUACCGUCAUCAAGAUACUCACAGGCGACUGCUCUCGACGAGCUCGCAAUCUGCAUUCCGAGGGUAGCUUAGACCUUCAGGCGCAUCAUGCCGCACGACUCGCAAACGUCAACGUGCUUCUCGUCAUCGCCCUGGCUUCGAAAAACAAUGCGAUCAGCUGGCUCACCGGCCUCUCUUAUCAAACGCUCAAUACUCUCCACCGCUGGGCUGCGAGGGUUCUGCUCCUUCUAGCACUCGUACACAUAGUCCUAGGCUUUGCCUUGCAGGCACUCGAUCGCCUGAUCAGGCUUGCAAGGAUCAUUCACCAUGCAUACUGUUCUGCAAUUACCACGGAAGAUGCAGCCACUAUCACUAAGUUGGCUGGAGAGCUUCUGCGAGUCAGCGUCAGAACCAAGAUGUCGUGGAAACCCGGGCAAUUUGUCUACCUGCAUCUGCCGGCGGUUGCACCUGGUGGCCAUCCCUUCUCGGUGGCAAACAUUCCUUCCGAUAAUGGCGACAACCAACUCGAGCUUCUCAUACGUGCACAGGGCGGCCUCACGCGUCGGUUAUGGAAUCUGCCAGAGCAAGAUAGAGACCUCGAAAAGGCAGAUUCGGACUCAGCACUACGCCUGCGAAGAUGCCUUAUCGAGGGGCCAUACGGCGCUGCCGAGCACACUCACCACUUUGCAAGCGUUCUACUUAUCAGUGACACGGCGGAUUACAUUUGUCUGGUCGAUCAGGGAUCCGUACCAUCUUCUCGCUAUUGCGGAUCGGCUUUGUAG
Molecule: messenger RNA, 912 nt
Organism: Mixia osmundae IAM 14324
Lineage: Eukaryota; Fungi; Basidiomycota; Mixiomycetes; Mixiales; Mixiaceae
Exons: 5
Coding region: 1-912 (303 amino acids)
Biological process (GO): intracellular iron ion homeostasis; copper ion import; iron ion transport
Cellular component (GO): plasma membrane
Molecular function (GO): ferric-chelate reductase activity
Source: RefSeq, a predicted model, not a curated record